Messenger RNA from Paraphaeosphaeria sporulosa, 1725 nucleotides. RefSeq names its product SSrecog-domain-containing protein. Gene Ontology annotation, cellular component: nucleus; FACT complex. NCBI's taxonomy places the organism in Eukaryota, Fungi, Ascomycota, Dothideomycetes, Pleosporales, Didymosphaeriaceae. The record is from RefSeq and is a predicted model, not a curated record. The coding region runs from base 1 to 1725 and encodes 574 amino acids. The transcript has 5 exons. Gene Ontology annotation, molecular function: nucleosome binding; DNA binding; histone binding.
AUGUACGGUAUUCACAGGGAGGCCUUCAACGACAUCUACCUAAACCUCUCAAAGAAGCACGGCGUGACUCGUUUCGCAGAGUCCGGCUUUGGUUGGAAGCCCACAAGCGGUGGCGAGGGUGGCACAUUCACGCUCGAUGCGUCCAAGAUCAUAUCGGCACAGUGGAGUCGCGCGGCGCGAGGGUGGGAGGUCAAGGUGCUCUCGCGAGACAGCAACGAGGGCAUCAUUCAGCUUGACGGCUUCAAGCAAGAUGAUUAUGAGCGCAUCGCGAAGCUCUUCAAGGUCUGGUACAGCAUAAACCUCGAGAGCAAGGAGCACGCGCUCCGCGGCUGGAACUGGGGCAAGGCCGAGUUUGGCAAGGCGGAGCUAUCCUUCAACGUCGCAAACCGGCCUGCAUUCGAGGUACCGUACAGCGAAAUCUCAAACACGAACCUGGCGGGCAAAAACGAGGUGGCAGUCGACUUCUCGGCACCGACCGAGAACGGGCCCGACACCAACGGCACCCUCGGAGGCGCAAAAUUCCGCGGCAAGAAGGCACUCGGCGCGAAAGACCAGCUGGUGGAGAUGCGCUUCUACAUCCCUGGCGUGGCGUCCAAGAAGGAGAAGAACGACGACGGCGAAGAGAUCGAAGAUGGUGAACAGGGUGAGGAACAGAACGCGGCAAACUUGUUCUAUGAGACGCUCAUAGAGAAGGCCGAGAUCGGCGAGGUUGCUGGAGACACAUUUGCUACUUUCCUGGAGAUACUACAUUUGACGCCUCGUGGACGUUUCGAUAUCGACAUGUACGAGAACUCCUUCCGGUUGCGGGGAAAGACAUAUGACUACAAGAUUCAAUUCGACUCCAUCAAGAAGUUCAUGCUUCUCCCGAAGCCCGACGACAUGCACUCCCUCAUCGUCAUUGGCCUGGACCCACCGCUGCGGCAGGGUCAGACUCGGUACCCGUUCCUGGUCAUGCAAUUCAAGCGCGACGAAGAGGUCAACCUCGACCUGAACAUGAAGGAGGACCUGCUCGAAACAAAGUACAAAGACAAACUGCAGUCGCACUACGAAGCCCCCAUUUCAGUAGUCAUAUCCGAUAUUUUCCGUGGUUUAAGCGGGAAACGCAUUACCAGGCCUUCGCGAGAUUUCAUCAGCCACCACGAGCAGUCUGGAGUGAAGUGUUCCAUCAAAGCCAACGAGGGGCACCUGUUCUGCCUGGACAAAGCUUUCAUGUUCGUCCCCAAACCGGCAACCUACAUCAGCAUGGACUCGAUCGCAUCGGUGACUAUGUCUCGUGUUGGGGGAGCUAUGGCUGCAAGUCGCACCUUUGACAUCACAUUCACCAUGAAGAACGGUCAGAACGAGCAUCAGUUCUCAAACAUCAAUCGUGAGGAGCAGCAACCGUUAGAGAACUUCUUCCGAGCGAAAGGCAUCAAGACCAAAAAUGAGAUGGCGGAUGAUUCCGGAGCCAUUCUUGCGGCAGCACUGCAAGACGAAGACCUUGCCUCUAGUGACGGCGAAGUCGCCAAUCGUGGUAGUGCGGACGAGGAUGAUGAGAGCGUCGACGAAGACUUCAAAACUGAAUCUGAAUCGGAGGUCGGCGAGGAGUUUGAUGAAAAUCACGAGAGCAGCGGUAGCGAUAGCGACGAGGAAAUGGCAGAUGCAGACGCAGGCGGCGACAGCGACGGGCCGGCCGAGGAAGAAAUGGCGGAACGGCCGAAGAAGAAGCAAAAGAUGGCAAAAUGA